GUUCCAAAAGUGUUAAACUCUCGAGGAAAGUUGCCCGAGAGAAAACUUCAGAAGUAAGUGUUUGAUAGACAUUUAAUUAAGUAAAGGUUGAGAGGCACCAGUACGUCCAUUUGUGAGAGAAGAAGAUCAAAGGGUAAAGACAGAGAUUUUGUAGUGAUAAGUUAACAACAUGGCAACAAAAGUAGCCUUCUCUGGUCUUCUUAAGGGGAUUUAUGAUCACUUUCCAUCUUUCUCACGCAAAACUGAAUCAGGAGAUGAGAUUUUGCUAGAUCCGGUGGAUGCUGAAUUUGAUGAAAAGUUACUGUUGCAAGAGGGUCUAAAGGCUUCUUCGAUCGGAUUUCAAAUACCAAGCAACGUGUCACCAUCAACUCCGUCCAGGACCAAUAUGGAAGCAAUUUCUGAACAUGAGGUUGAACCAUCAUCCUUAAGUUCCUGUGACGUUUGCCUGAAAAGGAAAGAAACUGAUCAGGGCAUAAAAACUGAGAGCUCUGGUCAGAUAUUUUGCUUAGGCUGCAGCAAAACUAUCAAAUUGUCAGAAAAUCAAUGGCCAUGCAACAAAAAGUUGAGUUUCGACAUGAGUUCUAGAAAUGACACUGGCAAGUCUCUCACUGCUGAUGACAGUGGCAGCAAUAAUAAUCCAACUCCCAAGACUGAAACUGAACCAGCUAGUCGUGGUAAAGCGAAGAUUAUUAGUCUCAAUUCAGCACAAGAUGAGUAUAGGAAAAGAGAUGAAAGCAUUGCUGGAAAACAGGAGGUUACUCCACAGAGUCCCAAUACUAAAGCACAGGAAGAUAUAGGUGCGGAUCAGAAUUCAGACAUUACACUUAAUCUUAAUUCUGAAUUGCUGGUCAGCAAUGGAAACGGAGGGGCUUUGGAUGAUAGCAAGAAGAGCAGAUUGUCCAAGGGAUUGGCAAUUCCACUUAAUCUUAAUUCUGAAUUGAUGGUCAGCAAUGGAAACGGAGGAGCUUUGGAUGAUAGCAAGAAGAGCAGAUUGUCCAAGGGAUUGGUACCUGUGAAUGUCAAUAAACCUAUUGAGCAGUUUUACUGUCCUGCAUGCAAAGAAGUUUCUGGUGACAUCAAAUGGUACCAAGGCCUGCCGGCCCUGAUAUCACAUGCCAAAGACACUGAAGAUGGGGGUAAACUCCACUGGAAACUCGCACAUCUGUUGACAACGAACUUCAGCAAAAAGGGAGCUUCUGAAAGUUCUGCUGGUGAAGUGUUGAGCAAAUGGAAAGGUCUAAACGAUGAGAAGAAAGAUCAUGAGAUCGUUUGGCCUCCUAUGGUUGUUGUUAGGAAUACAGCAAGCCUUAAAAAAGACGAGAACAAUAAGCGGAGUGGCAUAGCAGAUCAGGAACUCCUUGACUUGUUCAGCUCAUAUGAUGCUAUCGAGAAGGUUCAACAAGCAUACAAUUCGGACGGACAUUGUGGUAUGAGUAUGUUGAUUUUUGAGGGAUCAGCUAGAGGCUAUUUAGAGGCAGAGCGCUUGGAUAGACAUUUUUCUGAUCAAGGUACAGGUAGAAAUGUUUGGAAUCGAAGUCCACUCUACCUUCUAUCUAGUUGGGAGCUCCAACUUCACGGUUACAUGGCAGAUAAACAAGACGUGGAUCUCUUCAACGAGUAUUCAACAGGUGAACCCAAGCUGAAAUGUGAAAUCAGAUCAUACCAAGAGAUGAUUGUGAACCGGAUCAGGCAAAUGAGUGAGGACAAUCACCAGAUUAUCUGGCUGAACAACAGGGUAGCUGAAGAACGAAGGCAUGGAGAACUUCUUGAAAAAUCAAAUGGCAUAAUGAGGGAGAGCCUGAAAAAGGCAAGGAAGGAGAUUGAUAUUUUGAGGAAGAAAAUUAAAUUGCAGCAUAAACAGAACAUGGAAGAGAUGGAUUUUCAAGAACAAAUUUUCAAGGACAGCCAAAUAAAGAUUAUUCUUGAAGAAAGAGGUAAGAAGGGAGGGGAUCUUAAGAGCUCCAAGAAAGACAAGGAGCAUGAAAAUGUCCGUGAAUCGAAUGGAAGUCCUUCAAAUACUCAGGAUGAAAAAUACAGAGUGCAAGAAACUGCCAAGUUCGAAGAGAAUGAAGUGAAAGAAAAGGAAGCAUCUGACACAGGUCAGCUACUAGAAGAACAUGGAGGACAAGAUGCACUCAAGGAAGAAAAGUGUGAAUCAUCUACAAGUACCUGUGAGAUUUGCCUGGAAAGGAAACAAACUGAUCAGAUCAUAAGAAAUGAGACCUCUGGUCAGAUAUUUUGCUUAGGCUGCAGCAAAACUGUCAAUUUGUCCGAAAAUCAAUGGUCAUGCAGCAAAGAGUUGAGUAUAGACAAGGGUUCUAGAAAUGACGCUGGCAAGCCUCUUACUGCUGAUGCCAGUGGCAGCAAUAAUAACCCAAGUCCCAAUACUGAAACAGAACCAGUUAGUCGUGGUAAAGCGAAAAUUAUGGGUCUCAAUUCAACACAAUAUGAGUAUAUGAAAAGAGCUGAAAGCAUUGCUGCAAAACGGGUGGGUACUCUACAGAGUCCCAAUACUAAAGCACAGGAAGAUAAAGGUGUGGAUCAGAUUUCAGACGUUCCACUUAAUCUUAAUUCUGAAUUGAUGGUCAGCAAUGGAAACGGAGGAGCUUUGGAUGAUAGCAAGAAGAGCAGAUUGUUCAAGGGAGUGGCACCUGUGAAUGUCAAUAAACCUAUUGAGCAGUUUUACUGUCCUGCAUGCAAAGAAGUUUCUGGUGCCAUCCAUUGGUACCAAGGCCUGCCGGCCCUGAUAUCACAUGCCAAAGACACUGAAGAAGGAGGUAAACUCCACCGGAAACUCGCACAUCUGUUGACAACGAACUUCAGCAAAAAGGGAGCUUCUGAAAGUUCUGCUGGUGAAGUGUUGAGCAAAUGGAAAGGUCUAAACGAUGAGAAGAAAGAUCAUGAGAUCGUUUGGCCUCCUAUGGUUGUUGUUAGGAAUACAGCAAGCCUUAAAAAAGACGAGAACAAUAAGCGGAGUGGCAUAGCAGAUCAGGAACUCCUUGACUUGUUCAGCUCAUAUGAUGCUAUCGAGAAGGUUCAACAAGCAUACAAUUCGGACGGACAUUGUGGUAUGAGUAUGUUGAUUUUUGAGGGAUCAGCUAGAGGCUAUUUAGAGGCAGAGCGCUUGGAUAGACAUUUUUCUGAUCAAGGUACAGGUAGAAAUGUUUGGAAUCGAAGUCCACUCUACCUUCUAUCUAGUUGGGAGCUCCAACUUCACGGUUACAUGGCAGAUAAACAAGACGUGGAUCUCUUCAACGAGUAUUCAACAGGUGAACCCAAGCUGAAGUAUGAAAUCAGAUCAUACCAAGAUAUGGUUGUGAGCCGAAUCAAGCAAAUGAAGGAGGACAAUAACAAGCUUAUCUGGCUGAACAACAGGGUAGCUGAAGAACAAAGGCGUGCAGAACGUCUUGAAGAAUCAAAUGGCAUAAUGAGGGUGAGCCUGGAAAAGGCAGCGAAGGAGAUUGAUGUUUUGAGAAAAAAAUUAAAUUGCAGCAAGAACAGAACAUAGAAGGGGUAAUGGUUUUAAAUUAAAGUGGCCACAGUGUGUGUUGUUCUUA
Populus nigra (black poplar) is the source of this 3557-nucleotide messenger RNA. RefSeq lists its product as uncharacterized. NCBI's taxonomy places the organism in Eukaryota, Viridiplantae, Streptophyta, Magnoliopsida, Malpighiales, Salicaceae. Bases 170 to 3508 code for a protein of 1112 amino acids. The transcript has 9 exons. The record is from RefSeq and is a predicted model, not a curated record. Gene Ontology annotation, biological process: defense response to virus; regulatory ncRNA-mediated gene silencing.